AUGCACUUCUCUACCCUCUCCCUCUCCAUCCUCCCCUUCCUUGCAACCACCGCCUCAGCCGCAAGCUGCACCAUCGACGGCAGCGCCGCAGCGUACCACUGGGAAGUCCGCGCCAGCGGCGUCUACGGGAUCCCAGGUUGGUGCGGCGGCCUCUGGGAUAACCUCAACAGAUGGGGUGGACUGUGCAACCCUUCUUAUCCGUAUUGUAAUGGGCAAGAUGGCGAGAUGGUAUGGAGGUUUACGACGAGUGUGGGAUGUAUGAGAGGGCAUGUUGAGUCGGUUUGGUGGGAGGCGACGAAGAAUGAGUUUGGGGCUAUUACUUGUGUGGAUGCGCCGGAAAAGAGGGAGGUGUUAGAUGCGCCAGAGGAUAAAAAGAAGAGAGAGGAGUUUAAGGCUUAA
Molecule: messenger RNA, 399 nt
Organism: Bipolaris oryzae ATCC 44560
Lineage: Eukaryota; Fungi; Ascomycota; Dothideomycetes; Pleosporales; Pleosporaceae
Exons: 2
Coding region: 1-399 (132 amino acids)
Source: RefSeq, a predicted model, not a curated record